AACUAGUGUCGGUUCUCAGGAAGUGAAACUCAGACAGUCGUUGCUACUGAGAGGUGAAAUGGCGCAGAAAGGAGUUCAGCUGGACCAGGAAGCAAUCUCUUGUUCGAUCUGUCUGGAUCUACUGAAGGAUCCGGUGACUAUUCCCUGUGGACACAGCUACUGCAUGAACUGUAUUAAAAGCUUCUGGGAUGGAGAGGAUGAGAAGAAGAUCUACAGCUGCCCUCAGUGUAGGCAGACCUUCACACCGAGGCCUGUCCUGAUGAAAAGCACCAUGUUAGCAGAUUUAGUGGAGGAACGGAAGAAGACUGGACUCCAAGCUGCUCCUGCUGAUCACUGCUAUGCUGGACCUGAAGAUGUGGCCUGUGAUGUCUGCACUGGGAGGAAACUGAAAGCCUUCAAGUCCUGUCUGGCGUGUCUGGCCUCUUACUGUGAGAAACACCUCCAGCCUCAUUAUGACUCAGCUCCGUUCAAGAAACACAAGCUGGUGGAGCCCUCCAAGAAGCUCCAGGAGAACAUCUGCUCUCGUCACGACGAGGUGAUGAAGAUUUUCUGUCGUACUGAUCAGCAGUGUAUCUGUUAUCUCUGCUUAAUGGAUGAACAUAAAGGCCACGACACCGUCUCAGCUGCAGCAGAAAGGACCGAGAGGCAGAGAGAGCUGGAGGUGAGUCGACUCAGCAUCCAGCAGAGGAUCCAGGACAGAGAGAAAGAUGUGAAGCUGCUCCAACAGGAGGUGAAGGCUGUCAAUCGCUCUGCUGAUAAAGCAGUGGAGGACAGUGAGAAGAUCUUCACCGAGCUGAUCCGUCUCAUGGAGAAAAGAAGCUGUGAUGUGAAGCAGCAGGUCAGAUCCCAGCAGAAAAGUGAAGUGAGUCGAGUCAAAGAGCUUCAGGAGAAGCUGGAGCAGGAGAUCACUGAGCUGAAGAGGAGAGACGCUGAGCUGAAGCUGCUGUCACACACAGAGGAUCACGACCAGUUUCUACUCGACUACCCCUCACUGUCACCACUCAGUGAAUCUACACACUCAUCCAGCAUCAAUAUCCGUCCUCUGAGCUACUUUGAGGACGUGACGGCGGCUGUGUCAGAAGUCAGAGAUAAACUACAGGACGUUCUGAGUGAGAAAUGGACAAACGUCUCACAGACAGUGACUGAAGUGGAUGUUUUACUGUCACAACCAGAGCCCAAGACCAGAGCUGGAUUCUUAAAGUAUUCACGAGAAAUCACACUGGAUCCAAACACAGCAUACACACAUCUGUUAUUAUCUGAGGGGAACAGAAAAGCAACAGCAAUGAGACAACAUCAGUCUUAUUCUAGUCACCCAGACAGAUUCACUGGAUGGUGUCAGGUCCUGAGUAGAGAGAGUCUGACUGGACGUUGUUACUGGGAGGUGGAGUGGAGAGGAAGAGGAGUUGAUGUAGCAGUCGCAUACAAGAGUAUCAGCAGAGCAGGGGGGGUGGAUGAAUGUGGGUUUGGAUACAAUGACAAAUCUUGGGCGUUACGUUGUGACCAAAACUGUUAUAUAUUUUUCUACAACAAUGUCCACACCCCCGUCUCAGGUCCUCUGUCCUCCAGAGUAGGAGUGUACCUGGAUCACAGUGCAGGUAUUCUGUCCUUCUACAGCGUCUCUGAAACCAUGACUCUCCUCCACAGAGUCCAGACCACAUUCACUGAGCCUCUCUAUGCUGGACUUUGGCUUUAUUAUGAUACCACUGCUGAGUUGUGUAAACUGAAAUAUUGCAAAAAACGGGGGGAAGGAACCGAGGUAGAGAACCAGCAGGAACGAGGAAGCGGAGCUGGACACGCGAGUUUGGAACCGAGGCAGCUUCACCGGUAUGGUCUGCUGCAGGAACACGGCCGACAGAGUGACAGGGCGGCCAGGACGAGGGACCGGACGAACCGCUGCAGGACGAGCUGGACGGGAGUGAAAAGGCUUGAGCUCAAACUAGUGUCGCUACCGAGAGGUGAAAUGGCGCAGAAAGGAGUUCAGCUGGACCAGGAAGCAAUCUCUUGUUCGAUCUGUCUGGAUCUACUGAAGGAUCCGGUGGCUACUUCCUGUGGACACAGCUACUGCAUGAACUGUAUUAAAAGCUUCUGGGAUGGAGAGGAUGAGAAGAAGAUCUACAGCUGCCCUCAGUGUAGGCAGACCUUCACACCGAGGCCUGUCCUGAUGAAAAACACUAUGUUAGCAGUUUUAGUGGAGAAACUGAAGAAGACUGGACUCCAAGCUGCUCCUGCUGAUCACUGCUAUGCUGGACCUGAAGAUGUGGCCUGUGAUGUCUGCACUGGGAGGAAACUGAAAGCCUUCAAGUCCUGUCUGGUGUGUCUGGCCUCUUACUGUGAGAAACACCUCCAGCCUCAUUAUGACUCAGCUCCAUUCAAGAAACAUAAGCUGGCGGAGCCCUCCAAGAAGCUCCAGGAGAACAUCUGCUCUCGUCACGAUGAAGUGAUGAAGAUGUUCUGUCGUACUGAUCGGCAGUGUAUCUGUUAUCUCUGCUCUGUGGAUGAACAUAAAGGCCACGACACCGUCUCAGCUGCAGCAGAAAGGACCGAUAGGCAGAGAGAGCUGGAGGUGAGUCGACUCAACAUCCAGCAGAGGAUCCAGGACAGAGAGAAAGAUGUGAAGCUGCUCCAACAGGAGGUGGAGGCUGUCAAUCGCUCUGCUGAUAAAGCAGUAGAGGACAGUGAGAAGAUCUUCACCGAGCUGAUCCGUCUCAUGGAGAAAAGAAGCUGUGAUGUGAAGCAGCAGGUCAGAUCCCAGCAGAAAAGUGAAGUGAGUCGAGUCAAAGAGCUUCAGGAGAAGCUGGAGCAGGAGAUCACUGAGCUGAAGAGGAGAGACGCUGAGCUGAAGCUGCUGUCACACACAGAGGAUCACAGCCAGUUUCUACUCAACUACCCCUCACUGUCACCACUCAGUGACUCUACACACUCAUCCAGCAUCAAUAUCCGUCCUCUGAGCUACUUUGAGGACGUGAGGGCGGCUGUGUCAGAAGUCAGAGAUAAACUACAGGACGUUCUGAGAGAGAAAUGGACAAACGUCUCACAGACAGUGACUGAAGUGGAUGUUUUACUGUCACAACCAGAGCCCAAGACCAGAGCUGGAUUCUUAGAAUAUUCACAAGAAAUCACACUGGAUCCAAACACAGCAUACACACGGCUGUUAUUAUCUGAGGGGAACAGAAAAGCAACAUUUAUGAGAGAACAGUCUUAUCCUAGUCACCCAGACAGAUUCACUGUAUUUAAUCAGGUCCUGAGUAGAGAGAGUCUGACUGGACGUUGUUACUGGGAGGUGGAGAGGAGAGGGGGAGGAGUUUAUGUAGCAGUCGCAUACAAGAGUAUCAGGAGAGCAGGGGGGCCGAAUGAAUGUGGGUUUGGACGGAAUGACAAAUCUUGGGCGUUACGUUGUGACCAAAACAGUUAUAUAUUUUGGUACAACGAUGUCAAAACUCCCGUCUCAGGUCCUCUGUCCUCCAGAGUAGGAGUGUACCUGGAUCACAGUGCAGGUAUUCUGUCCUUCUACAGCAUCUCUGGAACCAUGACUCUCCUCCACAGAGUCCAGACCACAUUCACUGAGCCUCUCUAUGCUGGACUUUGGCUUACAGGUUAUGGAACCACUGCUGAGUUGUGUAAACUGAAAUAGACAGAAGUCAUUUAAGGGUUUAAUUCUGUGUUUUAACUCUUAAACUUAUCUGGUGUCCAUCAUUGUUGCUGCAGAGCUGAUUUUUCUUUUCAUGUCUUCACAGCACAGAGAUCAGCUGUCAAUCAAACAUUACGGGCUCUACUUUGACCAAAGAACGUUUAUUACCAAGAAGUGAAAGUCAAUUGUUUGUUCCAUUGUAACGUCAGCGCCCAGCAGCAGAGCUACGCUUCCGCCAUUUUGGACUGAAAGCGACUACCGGACGCCAGUAAAACGUCCGCCUACAAAGUGACGUACAAAAGUAAAAACUAAAUUAUUUCUAUUCUAUCGUCGCAUUCUACCAAAAUGUCCGGUGUUGAACAAUUAAAUAUAAAUAUAAGAAGCGUUUUCAGUCCAAAAUGGCGGCGGCUGUCGUCAAAAAGCAGCCGAGUUCC
Messenger RNA from Sebastes umbrosus (honeycomb rockfish), 4062 nucleotides. RefSeq names its product E3 ubiquitin/ISG15 ligase TRIM25-like. The record is from RefSeq and is a predicted model, not a curated record. Gene Ontology annotation, molecular function: zinc ion binding; protein binding. NCBI's taxonomy places the organism in Eukaryota, Metazoa, Chordata, Actinopteri, Perciformes, Sebastidae. The transcript has 5 exons. Bases 59 to 3631 code for a protein of 1190 amino acids.